AUGUGGUGUUGUCUGCGUGUCGUGUAUACCACGGACUGUGGGACGCUCUUUCCUUUCCUUCCUUCUCUUUUUUCCUGCUGUGUUGUGUUGUUGUUUGCAAUGUGCACCAGAGCGAAGGAAAAAAAAAAAAAAAAAGACGCGAUGGUGAAAAAAACAACGAAGGCGACGGCAGGGCGGCGGAAGGAAGGGGAAAAAACGAAGAAGAUGACGAUCGAUCCGAAAUUACACUCCUCGACGUCGGCACCGGCACAACGGCAGCAGCGGCCGUCAAGCAAUAAGAAAGAGGCGCUGCAGAAAGCGCUGGUGAGUGCCUUCUCGGCACCACACGUGAAUGCCCAUUCAGACGCUACCGUGGAUGUGGACGAGUACGGCAAGGGUAGUCCGACGGACCGGCUGCAGUUUGGCUACGCCCCUGCCAUCGCCGCGGAGGCCAUUGCGUUUCAUUCUGCCAUUCCAGCGAAGAAGUGGAUUGCGGAACGGCGCAAGCAGACUUGCAUCGCGAUUGUCAAGAAACAAAAACUUCCGCGGCCAAACUGCGAGCCUAUGACCUCGCUGCUCAAACUAAAGGAGCACUGGAGGGAAAAGGCGCAGUUUGUAGCAGAGUUGCGUGGUGGUGGCGUUGGACAGGACUCGGCGGACGAGCUCCUGGAACUGUUUGUGUCGCAGCAACGUGUAGCGUAG
Molecule: messenger RNA, 681 nt
Organism: Trypanosoma cruzi
Lineage: Eukaryota; Euglenozoa; Kinetoplastea; Trypanosomatida; Trypanosomatidae
Exons: 1
Coding region: 1-681 (226 amino acids)
Source: RefSeq, a predicted model, not a curated record